AUGUCAGGUCCCUCCGUCGGCCGUAGCGCAGACAGCACCGAAGGGGCGGCUUCGCAAGAACCGUCCUUAUCCAGUCCACAGGUGCAUCUGCCUUUUUCACCGACUCCAGUUCGCUCUCAUUCCGUCCCACUACCCAACCAGCAAGAGUUCAGCCUGCGUCCGACCGGCCCCGUAACGGGCGUUGCGUCCUCCGGCGUGGAUGCUGGAUCCUCUGUGCAGCAGCUGUGGCGAUUCCAGGAGCUUCAACGCCAACGUCAGAUGCAGUUUCAGCAGCUCGCUGGCACUUCCUCUGGCGUGCCGACGGAUGCUUGCUUUUUUUCAGAGAAAGAAGCCCCGCGGGCCCCCAGCGAAACUCAGUUUCUCUCCUCCACAUACCGUAGCGUUGCAGGCGGAUCGACUACGCAAGUCUCUUCUCAGCUGCCUUCUUCCAGCCAGGCCUUUCCUGGCGGUCCUUCCGGGCCCUCCAUUCCUGCAGUUUCGGUCUCGGCCCCGGAGCACCUGGGGGCAUCCAACGUUCAUUCUCCUGUGCUUUCCCAUCAGCCUUGUUCGCCGCUUUCCCUGUCCUCGGUUUCUUCUGCAGAGGACGAAACGUCCUGUGGAACAGCCAGCGGCGCCAAGUCUGCCUUUCUUUCUACUCCAGUUCCUGCAGUCGAUGUGGCAUGCGAGGGGAGUAGCAGCUCGCAAGGUUUCACUGCGAGCUCUGCAGCGGUUUCCGCGCCCUCGCAGCCUUCGAAUUUCCUCGGACAAAGCACGGGGGGAGGCGUGCAGGGGUUCGGCUCUGGAGGUGCUGGCGCCUCUGUAGCGUUUCUCGCCGCUUCGGGUUCCAGUGCGUUCUCGCACACUCCUCGAACAAGCCAAAGAGGCGUGGCGCCGCAGCAAACGCAACCUGCCUUUCAGUCGCAGCCCACAGCGGCGGGAUCCCAGCUGGUCCCUUCUCAGCAGUUGGCUGUCCAGCAGCUGCUGGAACGCGUGAGGCUCCACGGGUGCUCCGUCCCUGGUUUGGAGAAGAUUUUGAUGGGGACUGGGGAACCCGGAACCGUGGCGGCAACCGAGCCGUUCGGACGGCCAGCGUUCGUCUCUGCAGGGAGUGCAGCGGAUACCGCUGCGUUGCCGUCAUCCGCGCAGAAGAUUGGGAACGUGGCGUAUCCACUUGUUUCCGGUCGAGACGCCUCUGGACGCCAGAAGGACACUGCUGCCUCCCUUUUUGGCGUGACCCUGGGAGCUGAUCUUCACACAAACGUUUUCGUUAAGCUGCAGGAGCAGCAGCACAGAGCGACGGGCAAAGAGGGAGCCGGUUCCAUAUUUGGGCCGCGCCUUCUCGCGCCUGGUGCACAGAUGCCUAACCAGGCCCUCCGGACUGCGUCGUCGGCCUGUCCCAUCUCGGCUGCAGUUGACACAGACGUGGAUAGGAUUCAAGCGCAUCAGAAUCUCAGACGCGGCGCUGACCCAGUUCAGAGACUGAGCCGGACGUUGUCUGCUCCUGGAAAGUCGCCGCGAGGACGCACAGCAGCGCGCGACGGCAACCAGGGAGGAGCAGCACGAUUUCUGCAGCCUCCCGUUGUCGUCGCCUCACGGGUGGCAGAGCAAGGACAGUCCAAGUUCCUUCAGAAGAGCCGAAAUGUCGGCGGGAGGAUCAAGGAAGGCGGAAGCAGCAGACGAGGCGUCACUGCCCACACGAGUGCACCGGAAGAGGUUUGUGGUGCCGUUCCGGGGGCAUGCAAGCCUUUACAAAGUUCUGGGCGGAUUCCAUUCCCCUCGGGGGUGACUACUCGUGAGGUGCCCGGUCGCCUGCCUUCGUCGCUGGAAGGUCUGAAGCAGCUGCAGCACAGUGUGAAUCAGGAAAUUCUUUUGAGACAACAGGAACGCGUGCGUCAAGAAGCGUCUUCAAGCAAAGUUGUUAAUUCGGAAAAGAUACCAGUCGUAGACGGGAAACUCCGAGAUUUCAUGGUGUGGCCGCCAGGCAUGGCAGGAGCGCUGACGUCACGGCGGAGUGUCACCCUCUUUGGGAAAACGCUUUCACCUUCCUUCCUACCAAGGGGCGUUGAACCUAUGUCCGUGCGACGACUCCUGAGUGGCGGUUUAACUCCCGGUCAACCUCAAGGAGGCAGCCAAGACUGUAGGGCCGAUACUUCAGCAUCGGUAAUGCCUGGCGAGGGAACCCAGAAGGAGUCUCGGGCAAGGACGAAGUCGGUAGGGUCUUUUGAAAAGGGUGUCAGUGGGAAAACACGUGGCCUGUUACGAGACACUCAAAAGGCGUGUGAAGACGCCGAUGGAGUGGCUUCGAGGGGGAGUGGCCAGGACAGCAGUCCCGCGCAGCCUCCGUGGCAUGCAUUCUUAGAAAGUUUGACCGUCAGCGGAUUUCUUGCGUACUGGUAUGCGAGACAGCACGUCGCGGCUGGGCUGUACAGACAACUACAGCAAAUGGAGGCGGUCGAAAAACGGCUGGAGGAGCACGUUUCAGGAGGGUGUGCAUUACACAGCAACUUGUUUUUCUUUUCUCUGUUUCCGGAGACUUUCUCUAAUACGCACUUCCAGCGUAACCUCCGUUAUUUUCCCCAGUACACUAUCGCCCAUGAUUUGGCAGCUGCCGCCGACCUUAGGCCUCUCAGUCAAUACGGAGACACUAGUGUCUCCGUCGCUGCUGCUGCGACAAAGGACCGAACUCGUCUUCAGGCUCAUAUGGAGCACUCCGAACAAACCCACGGUCAGGACAGCCAGGGCAUCCACACAUUUGGGCCGGCGCAGGGGAUGGCAACGACUUCCGAAAGCGAAAUGGCGGGGGGGCGCACCCCCGUCAACGGUUCAGGGGCCGCGCAACUCAAAGGUGGGGCUGAGCAGCCAGGCCGCAGGGGAAGCCAGGCCAUAGGAGGAGGCUCAGAGAUGGAGCAGGCCAAUGCGGCAACUUCUUUUUCUCGUGGAAUUUCCGAACACCCGUCGUCUCUUAAGGUUAAAGCUGCAUUUGGGCGUGACACAGGCGUAUGGGUCGCGGAGGCGCGUUACCUACCAACGACGCCCUCCUGGGGUGGCGUCCAGCUUUCCGAGGACCUGGAGCAAGUGGAACAGCUAAUCCAGGCAGCGCAGUCGCUGCUGCAAGGCGCCGGAGAGGUGCAGGAACACCAGUUGGAAAAUGGGAAGCGCAGCGGUCGUCUGGAACGCGAAGAAGAUGUGCCCAUACUUGUCGCCUCUCUGCCGCGUUCAUUCGAGGCUAUGCAACAGGACCAGCAGCCAGAACAACUGGCUUCUCUCGCCGCCAAGAAGUUGCUUCCUCUCCAUGCAUGGAAAGGGCAAGACUUCCGAAGCUUCAAGUCAGUUGUUCCGUUCGCGGCUCGGGCACUUUUCGCAAUCUCCAUCGGCCGGUUGGAACAUCUCAUAGCUUCUCUCCAGCAAGGAGUGGCUUCGUCGAUCGCCUCCUUGGAGCUGCUGAGGAAUUCACUUGUUCUGCUGCAGCAGGUGGAAGAGUCAUAUGCACCCCCAAUAUACGCCAUCCCACAGCACGUGCUCUGCUGUAUAUUCAACCGUGGUGGACAAGGUACAGACUUGACCAGCAAGCGACGCCAACCCGCGGCCGGCUGCAACAAAGGCGAUGCUGGGGACGGAAGCGGAGCGGGUGAGUCGGGACAAUUAGGAACAAAUCCCCUUGCUCCGAACGGUUUGAAGAAAGAGUUGAGUCAGCAGAGUUCCCCAAGUCCACCUGAGACAGACGCGCAAGCUUCACGGUGCGACGGCGCUUGGCGAAAUAUCGAGGUUAAAGCGAAGGAGUCGUUGCAGCUGGCCCCAGAAUUCGGUUCAGGAUCUGAAACUGGGGCUCCAGACAAACUUGGCGUAUCUGGGACGAUAGGCGAUAAAGAGGAAGCAAGUAAGGAGGAGCAGGAUAGAGGCCAGGACGAAGGGGGAGGCACGUGUACGCAAGUGAUCGUUCCCACAUGGGAGCGGGGACUUCGGCUGGGUCCACCCAUAUCGGCUAGGGAUUUUGAAGCGUAUGCCGACGCUUUCGAGGACUACCUGCCAUUGUUUGCCGCGGAUCCGCUUGGUUCUGGAUUUGAUUUGAUGACUCACGAAGAAGAGGACGAGACGCAGGAGACGGCGCUGAGGAGACGUGUCGCGAAAGUUACAACGGUACUCAACAUGUUUCAGCAGGCGUCGAGCAUAUGA
Neospora caninum is the source of this 4152-nucleotide messenger RNA. RefSeq lists its product as hypothetical. NCBI's taxonomy places the organism in Eukaryota, Apicomplexa, Conoidasida, Eucoccidiorida, Sarcocystidae. The coding region runs from base 1 to 4152 and encodes 1383 amino acids. The record is from RefSeq and is a predicted model, not a curated record. The transcript is spliced from 3 exons.